GGUUUGCGGUACUUCCAUUCAAGUUAAUUGUCAGCGACCGCCGACGAUGUCUCUACUCCAUAAACGUCCCUCUGCACUAUUGUCACCAUCGUCACUAAUUAGAAAUGUUUCUACCUCCCCGUACGGUCGCUCGCAUAUCUUCAAGCGACGUCUGCCCAAACUGCCCAACCCAGUUGUUCCUCACUUCCCUCAGCGUGUGGUUCGUGCGGACGGUUCAUCAUACAUGCAAUGGACGACUUCACCACGCUCACGAAUACAUUUAACGCGCGACACAACAAAUAACCCUCUGUGGAAUGCCACACAACGUUUGAGCGGAGCAGUUGGUGAGGGAGGCAUAGAAGAUGAAGAGCAGGAGGGCACUGGUCGUUUAGGACGCUUCAGGAGAAAAUUCGGACAGGAAGUUGGUGUGGGAGAGUGGACUGAGCUUCAAGAGGGUGUUGAGGCUGAAGUCGAGCCCCCACUGAGCAAGAAGCAAAAGGCUGCCCCGAAGAAAUAAGUGCGUCUCGUCUCUUCAGGUAGGUUUUCCCUUGGAAUAAUUGAUAAUGCUAUCUUACUGGCGUUUUUCAGCCCCUCGCUACUCCGUUAGCACUUGUUAUUUCUUUACUCCGCGUCUGCGCUACUUCCUGGUUCUGAUUAAUUCCGCCACCAUGUCAUAACUAGGUAUACUCAUCGAGCUCGUAACUUCUUCGCGCGGACUGUCCGGCAUUUGAGUGUAUCGUUGAAAUUGAUCACCAUAUGCAUAUUGCAGCAUUCUAUGGCGCAAGGAUAGACGUUUCACAUCUACUUCAACUGCAGGAUCCUACUUUUUAUCUUCCUAGACUGUUUUUUGUGGUUUGUUUUGUUACUAAACUUGACGUCGUCACACUUCACUCGUACCGGUCACUGUCCUUUACAAGUCUUCAACCACUCUUAACAACUGUCUUGUGUAGAUGAAACGCCCCAUCGGAGAAAUCAACGAGUGUCCCAAUCGAACGAAAUCAACACAAG
This is a messenger RNA of Suillus clintonianus, 987 nucleotides long. RefSeq lists its product as uncharacterized. The transcript has a single exon. The coding region runs from base 47 to 496 and encodes 149 amino acids. Lineage: Eukaryota; Fungi; Basidiomycota; Agaricomycetes; Boletales; Suillaceae. Gene Ontology annotation, molecular function: structural constituent of ribosome. The record is from RefSeq and is a predicted model, not a curated record. Gene Ontology annotation, biological process: mitochondrial translation. Gene Ontology annotation, cellular component: mitochondrial large ribosomal subunit.